AUGAGAAAUGAAUAUGAAUAAUAUUAUGAAACUAAAAACUAAUUACUUGGAUAGGGAGCAUUUUCUUAAGUAUUUUUAGGCGUUAAAAAAUCAAAUUAAUAACAAGUUGCUGUCAAAAUUAGUAAUAGAAAUGUUGCUAUUUGUCAAUAGGAGAAAAUGAUCCUCCUACAAUUAUCUUAAUUUAAACAUUAAAAUGUAAUUUAAUUGUUUGAUAUUUUUGAUUAACCUGAAGCUCUAUAUAUAGUUUAAGAAUAUUGUCCUGGUGGUACAUUAUAUGAAAUGAUGAUUACUAAAUCAUUUACUGAAGAAUAAAUAGUUAACAUAGCACUUUAAAUUGCAAGUGGAUUAAACUUUUUACAUAGUAAAAAUAUUGUACAUAGAGAUAUUAAACCUGAGAAUAUUCUAAGAUAUGUUGAUAACCAAGGUUUUGAAAUCUAUAAAAUAACGAAUUUCGGUUUGAGUAGUGUGAAAUUGGAAAGAAUGACUACAACUAAAGUUGGAACAGCUCAUUAUGUUGCUCCAGAAAUAUUAUCCAAAUAACAAUAUGACAAAUCUGUUGAUAUUUGGGCAUUAGGGUUAAUUAUUGAUGAAUUAAUACAUAAAACACCCUUUUAUAAUGGAGAUACUGAAGAAGAAGUAUUUGGUAAAAUAAAAUCAAUUAAUUACAUUAUAAGAGAUAAAUAAUAUGCAAAACCUGCAAUUUUAGAUAAUAAAAAGAAUCUUAUCAAAAAUAUAUUAAUUAAUUCUAUUUAAAAGGAUCCCAAAUUAAGAAAAGAUUUAAAUUGGAUUAUAUAGACUUUAAAUGAGUAUUAAUAACAAACUCCACAUUCUAGUUAUCAAAAGAAUAAUAGAAAUUUAUCUCUAAAUUCUCAAACUACAUCAUGUGAAUAAACAUAAAUUUCAUAAAUACCUGUUUAUUCUGUAGAUUUAUAGUAAGAAGAUGAAUGUCCAUAUCAUUUAUAACCAAUCAAAUAUAAAAUACCAGGAGGAGAUGAUAAUAUUAUCACAAAUGCUUGUCAAAAAUGUUUAUAAAGUUAUGGGAUAUUUUAUUAUUCUGAGUUUCAAUAAUAUUUGAGAUAAACAAAUGUUGAAUUAGUUUCUUUUUCAAUAGAAUUAUAUUUUUCUCAAAAUGAAAUAAUAAUUGAAGCACUUAAACUUUUAAAUCAAUUUAAAUUUAUGUAAGAAAAGGAGAAUUUAAUUUCUGAAUUGAGGAAUAUAGUUGUCAAACAUAAUUAAAUUUUGAGAUUGGAAUAUAUUUAAUAUUAAGAUGAUAUAUAAUCUAUGAACGUUAAUGCAAAAUGGAUUAAUGAUGCCUUAAAAAUUAAUUAAAAAAUAUCUAAAGACAUGCCAAAUAAAAUAAUUUAGUACUUAAUUUCAAGAUGUCAAGAGAGAAAAUAAAUUUCACUCUAAGAAUGUAGGCAAUUUAUCAAAGAAUAACUUAAAUUACUAUAAUAAUAUUUAGUAUCUUUAUUAUGA
Messenger RNA from Paramecium pentaurelia, 1476 nucleotides. Lineage: Eukaryota; Ciliophora; Oligohymenophorea; Peniculida; Parameciidae. The record is from the annotation of a GenBank genome assembly.